Molecule: messenger RNA, 6450 nt
Organism: Lates calcarifer (barramundi perch)
Lineage: Eukaryota; Metazoa; Chordata; Actinopteri; Centropomidae
Gene: akt3b
Product: v-akt murine thymoma viral oncogene homolog 3b
Exons: 14
Coding region: 1251-2690 (479 amino acids)
Biological process (GO): protein phosphorylation
Molecular function (GO): protein serine/threonine kinase activity; ATP binding
Source: RefSeq, a predicted model, not a curated record
UCUUUAAUGGCCUGAAAUGAACGGGCAGGUUUAUUAAAGCAGAGCCUUGUCUCAAGGACUCAACAGCUGAUCUGGAAACUCGGAUCAUUUGCUCUGAGCAAAGUUGAACAGAGCUUUCCAGUGGCGGAGGCGCAGUUAUUUUGAAGAGGGGAUGAAUAUCUGAACAUGUUGUAUUUACAGAGGAUUAUUAUUUUAUUACGUACAGUUAGAUAAAACUCAUUUUAUUCAGUGUGCUGAUUCAACUGUGUGGCUGCAGUUUGUUCUGCUGGUGAAUUGUGUGCAUCACACAGUGCAGUGUGUGUUGACAUCAAGGUGUUCCUAAUAAACUGACAACUGAUGAUACUCCUGUUUUCAAGGCUUGUUUAUAUUUAAGGCUUGGAUAAAAUGACCCCCUCCCUGCAUGUGUCUCCCUUCUCAGCUGGUUGUGUGAACGCGCAGAUUUCCGACGGCCCCUGAACGCAGCAGGAGUCCUCCCAGUCGGAUCCGGCUGAACGUGACGCGCCGACUCGGAGCCGAGCGAGGUUUCCUGGCGGAGCUGCGGAGGGAGCAGGAGCCGAGCGGGUCCGUCUGUCUGUCCGUGUGUCUGUCUUGUCUGCCGCCGCAGUCUCGUGUCUGUCUGGGACAACAAUAAAAAAAACACCCUCCUCUUUUCGGCUUCCUCGGUCGUCGGCGGCUAUGGCUCCAUCGCUGUCCUCCUCCUGUUUUCGCCGCUGAGGGACGUUACUCCGUCGGAUGCUCCAGUGCCCAUAGAGGAGGAGGGGGAGGAGGAGGAGGGGGCAUCCCUGUCAUUCUUCGACUGCCAGGCUGACUCACCACCGGAGCGCCUGAACACAGCAGGAGGAGAAGAAGAAGAAGAAGGAGAAGAAGAGUGAGAGAACGAGGGAGUGAGGAAAACUGUGAAGCAGAGAGCGAGAAGGAAGGAAGGAGAGGGAGGGAGAGAAAGAGGGGAGAACUGAAGGGAGAUAAAGAGGGGGAGAAGAGACAAGACGGCAAGAGGAAGUGAGGUUGGGUCGGCGGAGGAGAGCGAGAGGAGGAAAGAGAAAGUGGCAAAGAGAGAGAAAGACAGAGAGAGGGCAGAUCUGAGGUCAGGUGAGAGCGGGCGCAGGUAGGUCAGAGGUCAAGCGGUCAGACGGACAGCUGACUGAGCUUCACCUGGAACUCCCCCCCCCCCCCGCUGUCCGGCGACCGCUGUCCCUUCACGGUCACCACACUGGGAGAACUGGGAGAACUGGUGACGAGGAGAAGCCACCAUGAGCGACCAGAACGUCGUCAAGGAAGGCUGGGUCCAGAAAAGAGGUGAGUACAUCAAGAACUGGCGACCGCGCUACUUUCUGCUGAAGACAGACGGCUCUUUCAUCGGCUACAAGGACAAACCGCAGGACUCUGACCUGGCCUACCCGCUCAACAACUUCUCUGUAGCAAAAUGUCAGCUGAUGAAGACGGAGCGGCCCAAGCCGAACACAUUCAUCAUCCGCUGUCUGCAGUGGACCACCGUCAUCGAGAGGACUUUUCACGUCGACACGCCUGAUGAGAGGGACGAGUGGGCCGAGGCCAUCCAGAUGGUAGCCGAGUCUCUGGCCAAACAGGAGGAGGAGGGCAUCCUGUGCAGCCCCACCUCCCAGAUCGAGAACGUCAACGAGGAGGAGAUGGACACCUCCAUCAGCCACUACAAACGAAAGACAAUGAAUGACUUUGACUAUCUGAAGCUUCUGGGCAAAGGCACUUUUGGGAAAGUCAUUCUGGUGAGGGAGAAGGCGAGCGGCACCUACUACGCCAUGAAGAUCCUGAAGAAGGAAGUCAUUAUAGCCAAGGACGAAGUUGCUCACACACUCACAGAAAGUAGGGUAUUAAAAAACACUCGGCAUCCAUUCCUAACUUCUCUGAAGUACUCGUUCCAGACGAAGGAUCGGCUGUGCUUUGUAAUGGAGUACGUCAACGGAGGAGAGCUGUUUUUCCACUUGUCAAGAGAAAGAGUUUUUUCGGAGGACCGCACCCGUUUCUACGGCGCUGAGAUCGUCUCCGCUCUAGACUACCUACAUUCUGCCAAGAUCGUCUACCGUGAUCUGAAGCUGGAGAAUCUCAUGUUGGACAAAGACGGCCACAUCAAGAUCACAGACUUUGGCCUCUGCAAAGAAGGCAUCACCGACACUGCCACCAUGAAGACCUUCUGUGGAACACCAGAAUACCUGGCUCCUGAGGUGUUGGAGGACAACGACUACGGGCGGGCGGUGGACUGGUGGGGUUUGGGUGUGGUGACGUACGAGAUGAUGUGCGGCCGCUUGCCGUUCUACAACCAGGACCACGAGAAGCUGUUUGAGCUCAUCCUCAUGGAGGAGAUCAAGUUCCCACGCACCCUGUCGGCCGACGCCAAGUCGCUGCUGUCGGGGCUUCUCAUCAAGGACCCGAACAAACGACUGGGCGGCGGACCGGAUGACGCUAAGGAGAUCAUGCGACACAGUUUCUUUGGCACAAUCGACUGGCAGGACGUCUACGACAAGAAGCUGGUCCCACCUUUCCAGCCCCAGGUCAGCUCAGAGACGGACACACGCUACUUCGACGAGGAGUUCACAGCACAGACCAUCACCAUCACUCCGCCGGAAAAAUACGAUGAGGACGGGAUGGAUGCGGCGGACAACGAGCGAAGGCCUCAUUUCCCACAGUUCUCCUACUCAGCCAGCGGGCGGGAGUGAGCGCUCCGGGCCCUGACAGCCAGUAUCGUCCCCAUUCGUGGCCAUUUUGAGGAAAACACGUAGCCAUUUUAGGAAAAAAAGAAUACCAGUCUCCCCUCUUUUUCUCCUUCUCUGCCUCCUCGCAGACGGGGGAAAAGUCUUUUUAGGGACUUUAAAAGAGGUUUUUGCACAGUGGGAUAGACUCCAGCCGGUCUCCCCACACUAAAAAAAAUAAGUCUCCUACAUUUUCAGCGCUAUUUACUGCAGAAGGCAAUGUUUUUAUUAUUUAUUUUUUUCUCUCCGUCAGUAUUAAGUUGUCGACCCAGGUUUGCGUUCGUCUGUUUUUGUUUGUUUGUUGUUUCUGCCCUUUUCUUCUUCUUCUUUUGACUUUUUGCACUUGGUUUGGAAGAGCCGUUUUAGGGAACAAAAAACCAAAAAUGUUGCCUUACGUGUGCAGAUGUUUCGUAUCAUACCGACAGGGUGUUUUUUUGGGAGAGGGCGGGUGGGUUUCGGGUUGUGAGGGGAUCAUUCUUAGUUGAGAAUAAGUGCAUGGCUCGUGGUUCACUCAAAAAAAAAAGAAACAAAAAAAAAACUACAAAAAACAAAACUAAAAAAAGUUUCUUUCUCAUACAUUUGCCAUGGCAGCGCACAUUCCCCAAUCCCAUGGCAAUGAAAAUCACUGUCUACAGGUUAAAACAAAAAAACAAACAAAAAACAAAGACAGAAAAUGAGGAUGGACGAGUCUGUAUCAUUCCUUUCAUCGUUGCAGUGUUACUACUUUGCUCUCGUACUUUUUUUUUUAACCCCAUUUCUUUUCUCUCGCGCUUUUACUUUUUAAGUUGUUGUUUUAUUUUGAAACAGGAAACACUAAACUGCCAGAAACUGCACAGUUCACUCAGGCGCCACAGAGCACAACCGCGUUCAAACUCAGCUAACCGCUCCAGCUUUCCACAGCCGGCAGGGGAACGAGGCCUUUCUCUGCUUUCUCACCGCUUCUCCUCCUCCUCUCUUCUGUUUCCUCAUCGUAGCUGUAGGACUAGUGGAAUGGAUGUUUACACAGGGAAACGUGGCUUAAUGUAUGUAUGUACUGUAUGUAUGUGGGACAUGGGGGUCAACCUUAUGCUGUCAUAGCACACACACACACACACACACACACACUCGCUCACACAUAUAUUUACACUCAGAAACAGGAAACAGCUGUGAGUUCUCCGCACUGAUCGGACUCAGGUCGGCAGUUUGCUCCAAAACCAAUCGGAUUCUCCGAACAGAAAAAUGCACACUGCGACUUUUUGGUUUUGGUGUUUCGGUUCGGGAAGGAGCACUUCCUGGAUUCAGUCCUCCAAGAAACCUUCAGGUCACUGUGUUUUUAUUUAUACCUUUAUUAUCACCGUCGUAAUGAAGCUAAAAACAAACUGAUGUCUAAAAAGUCAGAUUUUAUUUAUUUACUUACCUGCUCCAUUAUAUCAUUUCUCUAAAUUUAAUGUCCCUGAAUGAUGCUGCUAUAAUUCUCAACCCCUUAUUUAUUUAUUUAUUUAUUUGCUGCCCCUUAAAGCCCAGUCAAAUCUAAAUAUCUCCAAGUCUAAAGACACUGGAAAUAAAUACCAUGUGUGAUGGAAACUCCCACCAGGCUGGAAAUUCCCAGAAAACAAAACAAGACGACGGUGAUCUCAGCGUCCCCGGGAGAGCGUGUGUUCGCGGCUAAAAAGCCAAAUGGGGCGACUGAUUACGCAAUUUUCUUUUUAUAAGUUGUGAACAAAAUUUACAAGACUCAUUCGGGACCGUCAGUUUUGUUACUGAGUUUCAGUGUCGGGGGAAAAAAACAGAUAAAACCUCUGUAGCUGUUGAUCCUCCCACUCAUAUUCCUGGUGAAGAGAGUUUGUUCGCUCCUGAAGGUCGGACGACGAAAACUCAUUCAAACACUGAAUUAAACCAAAAUGAAAGAAGCCAAAACAUUUUGACCACUGCUUAAUAUGCUGUCGGUCCACGCCAGUUGGAUUGAGGCAGGUUUUCAGAUAGUCCGGUUCAGUUCGGGUCCGACAUUUUGGGCCUGUAGACCAGACCAUGCAGUACCCACUGUGUCCACUAGGGGGUCUGAGAGAUGAGAGCCUGGUGAGAAAACCUGAAAAAAGUUCAGUUCAACAUUAAAACACCUGAAAGCAAUGAAUCGUGAACUUUUGCCCGUUUUUUCCCUUUUGAAAACACAUCGCGUUUGAUUUGGUUUGUGGAUAAAACUGCCGACUUAAUCUGUCCUUAACGAGAAGCAGGAAUCAAUUCACGCUCCUCAGGGUUCCUGCACAACAUCUGGAAAGGUUUAGAGGAAGUAUUUUGGUGAUUCCCAGGUCUUAAAAGCUGUUUUUUUCCCCCCAGUUGCUCAAGAGUUUGGGAAAUCGUUGUUUUUCUGAUGUACGGUCGUCUCACGCUGUGUGAAGGCUGUUGUUCAUGUGGAGAUGUGAUGAGAAAUGUGAAACAUAUCGAACAGCAACAGUGAAAAGGUGGAGUAUUGUGACAUUUAGGAGAAACUGUGGAGGAACCCUGAGAGCUUACACAAGCUUUUUUUUUUUUUAAAGGAGAAAUAUUCACACACAUACACAGAUAUACAAAGACUGUUUUUAGACGAUAAAUCAGAGUAUAGAAACUUAAUUUAUCACACAGACGCUAAGAGAAACGAGGCUUCCAGCUCCACAGAUGCGGGGCUCUGUCCCUGUUUAUCCUGUCAGUAUUAUAAGAGAAAUUCAUUUAUUCACACAUAUACAUUAUUAAUUUCUUUUAUCUUUAUUUUAAAAUCCGAACUGGGGGUAUCAAUAAAUCACUAAUCAUGUCACAGAUCACGAGAAAACUGAGCCGUGAGACACUCAUGUAAGAAGACUGUGAGGACUGCCGGAAAAAAAGUCGAGUCGCCCCAAACUUCUUGAUGUAAAUAUGCAAUGCCUUUUUUUUCUUUUCUUUUUUUGUGUCUUUAGUGGCAUCUUGACAGACGAGACAUAAACAUGUUGUUUUCUGUGUGACUGUACUUCAAGCUUGCUGAUGAGAAUAGUGACUGAAAAAACAACAACAACAACAAACGACUUAAAAAACUGCAAUUAAGAAAACAUUUAAAACGAAGGGAAAAAAAAGUCAAAGACUGGACCCUACCAUCGGUUUUUGAUUUAGAUGUUUUCUUUUUCCGGGUUGAUGACGUCGGCUCAACUCUGUUUUUUUGUUUUCAUCCACGGAGGAUGUUUCCAUGGAGACAAACCCCGCCCUCCCCCCCUUCCUCCGCCUUCCUGUCACCGUGGUCCUCGAAAAAUCAUCGACUCCCAAAAAUACCUGUGAGAGGACAUGACUGUAACUGUGGAGUCUGCACCGUCAUCUGUUCCCUUCACCCUCUAUGAAAAGAAAAAAUAAAGUGGGACCAUGGAUGACGAUUUUUAAUUUUUUUGCAGUGCUGGUUUUUUCAUCCGGUCGUUUCAAUCCCAUCAUCCCUCGCUCCCCACCCCCUCCCGUUUUUUUGUACCAUAGUAUUUGUUUUAUUUAUGUUUGUCAUUCUAGGCAGUGUUACCUUGUAUGUCGUUAAAAAGGCACCUCUUGAAAGUCGCUGAAGGAGGAUGACGAUGAUGACGAUGAUGAUGAUGGAUGCAUUAACUGAAGUCUCUUUAUUUUUUUUGUUUUGUUUUGUUUCUUUUCGGAUCGUUUGCUUGUUUGUUUUCUUACCAAAACAUUAGGGCAAGAACCCAGUAGUGGACUUGCAUUGCCGUGGUAGUAUUUAUUUUGAAUUAAAUUAAAAGAAAUACAUUUCAGGGUU